AUGAUGAUCAUUUCCAGCAAAAUAUUCUCUUCACUUCAGUUUUUCACUCUUUUAUAUCUCUUUACAGUUACUUUUGCUUCCAUUGAGGAAGCAAUUGCCCUCUUGAAAUGGAAAGCAACUUUCAAGAACCAGAAUAAUUCCUUAUUGACUUCAUGGAUGCCGAGUUCUAAUACAUGCGAAGACUGGUAUGGAGUUGUAUGCUUUAAUGGUAGGGUAAACACGUUGAAUAUUACAAAUACUAGUGUCAGUGCUACACUCAAUGCUUUUCCAUUUUCAUCUCUCCCUUUUCUUGAGAAUCUUGAUCUUAGCAUGAAUGAUUUCUCUGGCACCAUUCCACCUGAGAUUGGUAAUCUCACAAAUCUUGUCUAUCUUAACUUGAAUUUUAAUCAGAUUUCAGGAACAAUUCCACAACAAAUGGGUUCACUAACCAAGCUUCAGAUUCUCUGUAUAUUUAAAUGGAACUUUCUUAGUGGCUCUAUUCCUGAAGAAAUAGGUUACCUAAGGUCUCUUACAAAGCUAUCUUUAGGUAAGAACUUUCUUAGUGGUUCUAUUCCUGCUUCAUUGGGGAAUUUGAACAACUUGUCUUUUUUGCUUCUUUAUGAAAAUCAACCUUCUGGCUCUAUUCCUCAAGAAAUAGGUUACCUAUGGUCUCUUAAUGUCCUACAUUUCAGUAAUAACUCUCUUAAUGCCUAUAUUCCUGCAUCAUUGGGGAAUUUGAGCAACUUGUCUGGUUUGUAUCUUUAUAAUAAUCAGUUUUCUCGCUCAAUUCCUGAAGAAAUAGGAUACCUAAGCAACUUGUCUGGUUUGUAUAUUUAUAAUAAUCAGCUUUCUGGCUCUAUUCCUGCUUCAUUGGGGAAUCUGAACAACUUGUCUAGGUUGCAUCUUUAUAAUAAUCAGCUUUCUGGCUCUAUUCCUGAAGAAAUAGGUUACUUGAGUUCUCUUACUUAUCUAUAUUUGGGUAAUAGCUCUCUUAAUGGAUCUAUUCCUUCUUCAUUUGGCAAUUUGAGAAAUCUGAAAAAUAUGAUUCUCAAUGAUAACAAUCUCAUUGGGGAAAUUCCUUCAUCUAUAUGCAAUUUGAAAUCACUUGAAAUGUUUUAUAUGCCGAGAAACAACUUGAAGGGAAAAGUUCCGCAAUGUUUGGGUAAUAUAAGUGGCCUCCAGGUUCUAGUGAUGUCACAUAAUAAUCUCAGUGGAGAGAUGCCUCCAUCUAUUUCCAAUUUAACAUCACUACAAAUUCUAGAUUUGGGCAGAAACAAUUUGGAGGGAGCGAUUCCACAAUGUUUUGGCAAUAUUAGUAGCCUCCAGGUUUAUGAUAUGCAGAAUAACAAACUUUCUGGGACUCUUCCAACAAAUUUUAGCAUUGGAAGUUCACUUAUAAGUCUCAACUUGCAUGGCAAUGAACUCGAGGGGGAAAUCCCUCGAUCUUUGGCCAAUUGCAAAAAGUUGCAAGUUCUUGAUCUAGGAGAUAAUCAUCUCAAUGACACAUACCCCAUGUGGUUGGGAACUUUGCCAGAGCUGAGAGUUUUAAGGUUGACGUCGAAUAAAUUGCAUGGACCCAUAAGAUCUUCAGGUGCUGAAAUCAUGUUUCCUGAUCUUCGAAUCAUGGAUCUCUCUUACAAUGCCUUCUCGAAAGACUUACCGACGAGUCAGUUUCAUCAUUUGAAAGGUAUGAGGACUAUUGAUCAAACAAUGAAGGCACCAAGUUAUAAACGAGGUGGAGUAUACUACCACUACCAAGACUCGGUAGUUGUUGUAACAAAGGGAUUGAAGUUUGAAGUUGUGAAAAUGUUGUCUUUGUACACAAUUAUUGAUCUUUCAAACCAUAAAUUUGAAGGACAUAUUCCUAGUGUUCUAGGAGAUCUCAUAGCUCUUCGGGUAUUGAAUAUGUCUCAUAAUGGAUUGAAAGGUCAUAUACCACCAGCACUUGGAAAUUUAUCUGUAGUGGAAUCGUUGGACCUUUCAUUUAACCGCCUUUCAGGAGAGAUACCACAACAACUUGCUUCUCUUACGUCUCUUGAAUUCUUAAAUCUCUCCCACAAUUAUCUCCAAGGAUGCAUCCCUCAAGGGCCUCAAUUUCUUACCUUUGAGAACAAUUCAUAUGAAGGUAAUGAUGGAUUACGUGGAUUCCCCGUUUCAAAGGGUUGUGGCAAUGAUCCUGUGUCAGAGACAAACUAUACAGUGUCUGCGCUAGACGAUCAAGAAAGAAAUUCUGAAUUUUUCAAUGAUUUUUGGAAAUCAGCUCUGAUGGGCUAUGGCAGUGGACUAUGUAUUGGCUUAUCCAUAAUAUAUUUCUUGAUCUCAACUGGAAAUCUAAGAUGGCUUGCAAGAAUCAUUGAAGAACUGGAACACAAAAUUAUCAGACAAAGGAGAAAGAAGCAGCGAGGUCAAGGGAAUUACAGAGGAAGAAAUAAUCGCUUCUAG
This is a messenger RNA of Solanum stenotomum, 2421 nucleotides long. Its product is annotated as receptor-like protein Cf-9 homolog. Gene Ontology annotation, molecular function: protein binding. The record is from RefSeq and is a predicted model, not a curated record. NCBI's taxonomy places the organism in Eukaryota, Viridiplantae, Streptophyta, Magnoliopsida, Solanales, Solanaceae. The coding region runs from base 1 to 2421 and encodes 806 amino acids. The transcript is spliced from 3 exons.